AGCUCUCAUGACUCUAUCGGUGCGUUGUCGCCAUCUUCCGCCAGUUCUGUUACCGACCUCACCGAAGCAUCACAUCAGACCGCCGGUGGGCGAGUCCCGGGUGUGUCUGUCUGCCUGCGAAAGAGCGGCCGUGCGAGCGUGCGUUCAGGAAAGCACGCUAAAAACACCGAGUGGGGAGGGAAAUAAAAUGCUGGGGAACCGAAAGCCGUUACAUUUUCAUCACUAGACACUUGUUGUAUUUUUUUGCUUUUGGAGGAGGACUGAAGCAUGAAGAAACAUCUCAGCCCCGCGAAGGUACCACUGGAAGUCACCGUACCAGACACCGAGGCGACCAUACAACAACUCAACAAGCUGCUGUCCAACGGCAGCGGAUUCUACAGCCUCCCAGCACAACAUUUCAACGAGGUCUUUCCCAGGAUUUACAUCGGCAAUGCGUUUGUGGCCCAGAAUGUGAUGCGUCUGCAGCGGCUGGGUGUGACACACAUACUGAAUGUCGCAGAGGGAAACUCUUUCAUGCAUGUGAACACUAACGCAGAGUUCUACACAGGAACCGGGAUCACGUACCACGGCAUACAGGCCAAUGACACUGAGCAGUUCAACAUCAGUGCCUUCUUUGAGGAAGCAGCAGACUUCAUCGAUAAGGCUCUGGCACACGGAAAAGGAAAGGUAUACGUUCACUGCCGUGAGGGCUACAGCCGUUCGCCCACUAUCGUCAUCGCUUACCUCAUGCUCCGUCACAAGAUGGAUGUACGAGCUGCCACAGCUACAGUAAGACACAAGAGAGAGAUCGGCCCGAAUGAUGGAUUCCUACGCCAGCUGUGCCAACUCAAUGAAAAGCUGGCGAAGGAGGGCAAGUUGAAGACCAAAUGAUAGAAUGUGCUCUACCCCCACAUAUUUCACAAAUGCAGGCACACUCACUAGUGUGCACUGUUUCCGCUCCAAGUAUAUAACAGAAUGUAUGCAUACAGUACAUCCAGAGCUUAAGCAUGGAGGUAUACAAAGAGUAUUCAAACACACACUCACACGAGGUGUUGUCAGUGUCCUGAAUAAUUACUCCUGCUUCCAGCUGGCUGGUAAAGGGAAAUUUACUGGCGUAUCUGAAUAAUUAAGGCUGUAGAAGAAGCAAGGGCAGCAUUUUAUACGUCAUCACAACUGGUUUGUUUUUGCAUCAUUUCCCAUGAUAAUUAGCGGCCCACCUAAAGCAUUCCAGUACCCAACACUUUAUAUGUCUCACAAAUUCAACUUUUGGAGCAUAAUAGCCCAAUCAUCAUCUGUAAAGAUAGUAAAGUAGAGCACAAUCAUCCUAUAGGUUCCAAUCUGCCAGAAAUACUACGAUUGCUCAUCCCAUUUCUAUUUGUAUGCGAGGGAAUAUAAUAUUUAGGUAUAAAAAGCAUGUCUAAUACCUUUUAACCCAUCCUACAGCCAGAUUUUUGAUGGCUUUCCAGCAUUUUAAAUCAGGAUUAAACUGUUGUGUACCAGCACACACCCCAUUCGCUCACUUAACACGAAACAAAUUAACAUUCCACGUCGUACCGAACGAUAGCAUACAAUCAACAAGAUAUAUCUACAACAAGCCAAGCGUAUGUUGUAGCUCAGAUUCAACAGACGCUACAAACAGGUUCUAUGCAGCAGUGAUAAUGCAUCAGCCCCAUUAGAUGUCUUUACUCUGGAAUCACUGUCUCUCACUGCCAAGUCUCAUGCCACAUUUUGUCCAUCACAAGAUCACACUCAGCCUUGACCAGAGAGACACGUCCGAUAGAUGGAGAGCCUCUGCCAUGCCAACUGCCUAAUGAUGUGCCCUUACACAAGGUUUGUUACCCAGAGGGCUAGCGCCCCUUUACACUGCUAGUUCAAAGAUCGCAUGAAGCGUGUCAGUUACAUCUGUGGAGUGUGGAUCAGAUUUUUAAAAGUUUGGUUUACUUCGGGCUCAGCUUUGUCCUUAAAACAGAAUCAGUUUAGCACUGGAAUUGACUCAUUUAGCUGCUGGCUUGUUUCAGGUUUUAAAGGGGUCAUAUCGUACAUAUUUUUAUCAUUUAAUUAUUUCCCCCGAGGUCCACUUAUAACGUUAGUCCAAUUAAACGGGCCGUUUUUGCUGCUGUGCCUUUAAGACUUCUAGCAUCCUCUUUGCAUGUGAAAGAAGUUACAUUGAUGAAUAACUGAUGGUUUUCGAUAUAGUUUAUGCUGUCCGUUGUUCAAUAACAGCAUCUUUGCAGAUUCACAAAACGGUCUGCGUGUUGAAAUACUGAAAUACAGACAGUAACCGCAGAUUUUAUUCUUAGCGUUAGUUAUUCAGUUUAGGAAUAACAGGAUUCUUCCUACUUUGUUUAAAUAGGCUGGUUUGGCUGUAUUAAUGUGUAAAUAUAGGUGGUCAUGUGUUAAAUAUUCAGUUUUUUGACAUCAGAAAUGAGACAUUUGUUUAGCUUAGCUUCAGUAAAUGUGACCCUGGACCACAAAACCAGUCUUAAGUCGCUGGGAUAUAUGUGUAACAAUAGCUAAAAAUACAUUGUAUGGGUCAAAAUUAUAGAUUUUUCUUUUAUGCCAAAAAUCAUUAGGAUAUUAAGUAAAGAUCAUGUUCCAUGAAGAUAUUUUGUAAAUUUGCUACUGUAAAUAUAUUAAAACUUAUUUUUGAUUAGUAAUAUGCAUUGCAAAGAACUUAAUUUGGACAAAUUUAAAGGCGAUUUUCUCAAUAUUUUGAUUUUUUUGCACUCUCAGAUUCCAUAUACUGAAAUAGUUGUAUCUCAGCCAAAUAUUGUUCUAUCCUAACACACCAUACAUCAAUGGACAGCUUAUUUAUUCAACUUUCAGAUGAUGUAUAAAGCUCAAUUUUGAAAAAUUGACACUUAUGACUGGUUUUGUGGUUCAGGGUCACAAAUGGUCUGGGGAGGACGUUUUGAUUUCUUAAAGCUAACCCAAAAAUGAGAUUUCUCAUAAUAUGACCUCUUUAAAGGAGAACCAGCGUCACUUCAUUUCAAUAAGUGCAUGCGAAAGUUUCAAGCACGUAGCUUUUUGAAUUAGUCUAAUUUCUCUUGUCAAAUUCAAUUGAUGUAAUAUUAAUAUCCCCGGGCCUCUACAUUUAUUAUUACUGAGGGGGAAAAAACUAGAGUACAAAUCGUAGGCUAGAUUAAAACACAAAGCACUACUUAUGCCUCUUUUUUAUAUUUCUAUAUUCCAGAUAUAUAUACUUGUAUAUACGUAUUUAGAUGUUGACAUAUAUGAAUGUAUGAACUGUCCAUAAUAUUUGUGUAUGACCAGUAUCUAUUAACAAUAGAAAUAUCUAAUAUAUUGUAGUCAACAUUCACUUUAUUUUAAAACGCAGUGAACGCCAUACCUAAAACACCGAGUUGUUUGCUUGAAACUUUGAUUUUAUUUAGAUUUCUUUAUACUGUGAUGGAGAGUGGUGUAUUUUGCUUUAUUGUUUGAUAUUUCACAUCGUGUUAGAGGAUCAAAGUCUGUUUUCACAGGUGCAGCCCUGGUGAAAAAACCAGCAUAUGCUGGUAGGUAUGUUUUGAUGCUGGAAUGCUGGUUAGGUAGGUUUUGAUGCUGGUUUAUACUGGUCCUUAGCUGGUUUAUGCUGGUCCUUUGCUGGUUCAUGCUGGUCCUUGACCAGCAACAUGGCCAGCAAAAACCAGCGAAGGACCAGCUUAAACCAGCUAAG
Messenger RNA from Labeo rohita (rohu), 3655 nucleotides. RefSeq names its product dual specificity phosphatase 3a (gene dusp3a). The coding region runs from base 268 to 870 and encodes 200 amino acids. The transcript has 3 exons. Gene Ontology annotation, molecular function: MAP kinase phosphatase activity; protein tyrosine/serine/threonine phosphatase activity. Gene Ontology annotation, cellular component: cytoplasm. Gene Ontology annotation, biological process: negative regulation of MAPK cascade; protein dephosphorylation. NCBI's taxonomy places the organism in Eukaryota, Metazoa, Chordata, Actinopteri, Cypriniformes, Cyprinidae. The record is from RefSeq and is a predicted model, not a curated record.